CCUGGCGCGGACCCGCCGAGGCAGCAGCGUUCCGCGGGGACGAGAGGGGGCCGCGUGAGCUAGGGCGCCUGGCAUGGGAAGGACGCCACCCUGGCAAGCCCAGCGCCGCCGCCGCCGCCUCCCCUUCGCCUCUCUGCGCGCGCUGGCACCCGGGAACGGCAGCAGCAGCCGCCCCUGAAGGGCAACGCCGCCGCCGCCGCCGAACUUCGGAGCCCGGACUGGUGUUCGCCGCCCCCCUUCCCAGCGUGGAAGUGCCGCGCGACCGCACUUUCCCUGCUUCGGAGCCGUGGAGGGGGGCGAAGCAGCCGCAGCUCCCCGUGGGGUAGCGCCGAGCCACGAGGCCCGCCGCGGGGUCGACCAUUCUGUGCUGGAGGAAUCCCGGGGACUCCUUCCCCAUGGAGGGCGAGGAGGAGCGGCGGGCUCGGCAAGAAGGACGCGCCAGCGACGUCCACAGGGUGGAUCCAUAUGGCUUUGAAAGGCCAGCUGACUUUGACUAUACAAGGUACGAAGAAUUCUUUUCCGGCUAUCUAGUGAUACUCACCAGAAGAGCAACUAAGUGGUCCAAACUUUUAAAGGGAAAUAAUGGCUUACCAAAAAGUUUAAAAGUGAAACGCUACAUCAGAAAAGGCAUUCCAAAUGAGCAUCGCGCAGUAGUCUGGAUGGUUGUGAGUGGUGCCCAGGCUCACAUGGAACAAAACCCUGGAUACUACCAGAAAUUACUUGAAGGAGAGAAAAAUGACAAGUUGGUGGACACAAUUAAGACAGAUAUGAACAGAACAUUUCCAGAUAACAUACGGUUUCGCAAAACUGCUGAUCCCUGUUUACAGAAGACACUCUACAAUGUAUUAGUGGCAUAUGGGCACCAUAAUAAAUCUGUGGGAUACUGUCAGGGCAUGAACUUCAUCGCUGGAUACUUGAUUCUUAUUACAAAAAAUGAGGAGGAGUCUUUUUGGUUGUUAGAUGCUCUCAUUGGCCGAAUAUUACCAGAUUAUUAUAGUCCAGAAAUGAUGGGCUUGAAAACGGAUCAAGAAGUGCUGGGAGAACUUGUGAGAAUGAAAAUACCGGCCAUCGCAGAAUUGAUGGACAGACAUGGCGUGAUGUGGACGUUGGUGGUCUCCCGUUGGUUUAUCUGCUUGUUCAUUGACAUUCUUCCCGUAGAGACUGUACUUCGAAUUUGGGACUGCUUGUUCUAUGAGGGAUCCAAAAUAAUCUUUCGUGUGGCCUUAACAUUAAUUAAGCAACAUCAAGCUUUCAUUUUGGAAGCCAACAACUUCCCGGACAUCUGUGAUAAAUUUAAGGAGAUCACCAAAGGUCCAUUUGUAACAGAGUGUCAUACUUUCAUGCAGAAAAUAUUUACAGAUCCCGGAAGUCUGCGGAUGGCUACCGUAAACAAACUUCGAGAGACGUGUAGAGAAAAGCUGAUUGCUCAGAGAUAAAUUGGACAAUAUUUAAAAACAACCCACUGCAAAGGUGGGCACAUUCCUUCAUUGCACUAAAUCAUGCACAAUUUCCACAGACUCAGUGAGUGCUGACUGGCACUUGACCAAUUCUUUCCAGCCUUUUCAAGUAAGUCUUGUAAACUGGAUAACUUGUUUUUUUUAUCUGUAUAAAUAAAAUGUGAUCAGUGUGGUGUUCAAUUC
This is a messenger RNA of Gekko japonicus, 1640 nucleotides long. RefSeq names its product growth hormone regulated TBC protein 1 (gene GRTP1). Bases 396 to 1436 code for a protein of 346 amino acids. The transcript has 8 exons. The record is from RefSeq and is a predicted model, not a curated record. Lineage: Eukaryota; Metazoa; Chordata; Lepidosauria; Squamata; Gekkonidae.